AUGAAGGUCAGUCACUUAGUUUUGAUUUUAGUUAGUAUAUUCUCUAUGGCACAGGCAUCUUCUUUAUCAUCAUACAUCGUAACCUUCCCCAAGACAGAUAAUAUUGCUACGGACCAGAACAGCAUUAUUGAAGAUGUCAAAAAGUAUGUGGUGGGCAUAGGCGGUAAGAUCACGCAUGAGUACAGCUUGAUAAAGGGAUUUACUGUGGACCUACCUGAUAGCGACCAAGUUUUGGACAGCCUGAAGGAACGUUUGAGCUACAUUGAGAGCAAGUUCGGUACUAAAUGCAAUUUGGAAAAGGAUUCAGAAGUUCAUGCUUUGAACCGCGACCAUUUAGUUGCUUAG
This is a messenger RNA of Saccharomyces paradoxus, 345 nucleotides long. RefSeq lists its product as uncharacterized. Bases 1 to 345 code for a protein of 114 amino acids. The record is from RefSeq and is a predicted model, not a curated record. Lineage: Eukaryota; Fungi; Ascomycota; Saccharomycetes; Saccharomycetales; Saccharomycetaceae. The transcript has a single exon. Gene Ontology annotation, biological process: vacuole fusion, non-autophagic. Gene Ontology annotation, molecular function: endopeptidase inhibitor activity.